AUGGCCAAUCGCUCUGCCUCCCACCAGUCACUGUCUGAUCUUCCUUCCGACCUGCCUCGAUUCCUGCGACAAGAUCGUCCGACCCUCGUCCACAGCUUCAAUUACCUCGAGAAUCUGCAGCGCCAACGCCUGACCGAGCAGUACGAGAAUCCUGAAACAGAGUCGGAAUGGGCGCGUUUGACAGGCGACCACAUCGCAUAUCGCAACCGCUACGUUAAUGUCGAGCCCUUUGCGAACAACCGCAUCAAACUGAAUGUCGCCGAGCAUUUCAACGACUACAUCAAUGCUUCCCCUAUCGCACUAGGCCCUCGCCGCUACAUUGCUACACAGGGCCCCAAGAAUACUUCGACUUCUCAGUUCUAUCGUAUGCUGGCUCAAGAGUCUACCAAUGACUCUGCUACCGUCGUCGUCAUGCUCACUCAGACCCAUGAGGCCGGUCGCGAAAAGUGCUUCAAGUACUUUCCUGACAGCCAAGAUACUCCUCUGGGACUCCUCCCGGACCCUGAUCUUGACGAUGGAUUCGAGGGCACAGUUGAACUUAUAUCGUCCGAAGAAGACCCCACAUGCCGCUGUACUGUCCGCCACUUGCGUCUGCGCUACAGACACUCAUCAGCCCAACAAGAAGAAGAUGGCCAGUGGCACGAAAAGGAAAUCAAGCACUUGCUGUUUGUCGGCUGGCCAGACUUCUCGGUUCCCGAGGGCGAAAAUCGCAAUGCCAUGCUCAACCUCAUCAAAAAGUCUGCCACUUUGAACUCACCAUCCGCCAUAUCCGCUGCCUCAUCCUUCCCCCUGGACUCGUCCUCAGCAUCACCUACGACAAACACACCAAGUCCGCGCAUCGUUCACUGCUCCGCCGGUGUUGGUAGAUCAGGCACUUUCAUUGCCUUGGACUUCCUACUCGCCCACCUGGAACGUGGCAAUCUCGACUCUGUCCCUGAUGAUGUUGAUCCCAUCCUUGACACCGUAAACGCCAUGAGGAAGCAGCGCAUGAUGAUGGUCCAGAGUGAAGCUCAGUUCCUCUUCCUCUACGAUGUUAUGCGCCUCGCCUGGUUAGAACAUCAUCGCUGCGAGGAAGCAGUAUCUUGA
Molecule: messenger RNA, 1086 nt
Organism: Aureobasidium namibiae CBS 147.97
Lineage: Eukaryota; Fungi; Ascomycota; Dothideomycetes; Dothideales; Saccotheciaceae
Exons: 2
Coding region: 1-1086 (361 amino acids)
Biological process (GO): protein dephosphorylation
Molecular function (GO): protein tyrosine phosphatase activity
Source: RefSeq, a predicted model, not a curated record